GACGCUGGAGGGUUGUUAUUGCCCAAGUGGCAGCUUAUCCCUCUCUUCCAACUCACAUGAAUGUGUGCUAAACUGCGAAUUUUGUCAGCUGCGAAACAAAAAAUGGGUGAAGGCUAAUGCAACAUGGAUAGAAGGCUGUGAGGAGUGUAUAUGUGAGGAGCACACCAUGCAGGUCAGCUGCCGUAAUGUGUCCUGUCCAGCACAGCCACCGCUCACCUGUGACCAAGAAGGUCAGGUCAAGGUCACUGACACUACUGGCUGCUGUCAGAAGGAGAAGUGUGAGUGUGAUGUGAGGCACUGCCCUGAUUCUGUGCCGCCCUGUCCUGCUGGUUACACUCUAAAAACCGUUAAGGGAGCCUGCUGUGUCAAAUACUCCUGCAAGAUUAAACCAAACGUGUGUGUUGUCAACAAACACGAAUAUCAGGUUGGAGACCCAGUGCUCAUGAACCCAUGUGAAAGCUGCACCUGUAGUGACCAGAUAGACACCAGCACCCGUCUGCACUCGAUCAAAUGUCAGCCUCUGCCAUGUGACAAACACUGCCCUCUGGGUUAUGAGUACCAGAGCGUCCCUGGCCAGUGCUGUGGAAAGUGUGUCCAAAUAGGCUGUUUUGUGACACUGUCGAACAACGCAACACACACCUUAAAGCCUGGCACCACUUGGACCCCCACUGAGAGCCCCUGUGUGAAGUUUGAGUGUGUAAAGAUCGGAAAUCAGUUCAUCACCGUUGAGGCCAAGACUGUUUGUCCUCUCUACGACCCCGAUGAAUGCAUACCGGGAACAGAGACCAUAGCUCCAGAUGGAUGCUGUCAUGUCUGUGUGCAGAAGGGUCAUCCAUGCAGCGUGUCCACCACUGCUGUGCAGCUGGAGAGCAAGGGCUGUCGCUCCAAACACCUGGUGAAUGUCACAUCGUGCAGUGGAGCCUGUGGUACCUCCAGCUUCUACUCCCCCAAAAUGAGCUCGUUGCAGCACACGUGUUCCUGCUGCCAGGAGGUGGCCACGUCUGAGAAGCAGGUCCAGCUCCUCUGCAAUGACAACACCGAGAUCACCUACACCUACAUCCACAUUGACACCUGUGGGUGCCUCAAGACCGACUGCUCUGUGUUUGGCCGCAGUGAAAUGGCGAACACUCCCUCCAGCACCAGAUCCCGUCGACGCAGAAGAUGAGGAAGACAUCAGGGCUCAGCCAUUCGUAGUGCUCAUGAAUUUGUAGGAGUGUGAAUGAACAAUCAGAAUUACAUCAGUGUCAGCUUCAUCUGCAUACCUGAUUCCUCUAUUUAUGUUUCAAACAUUAGCAUACCAAGCUUAUGUUUGACAAGAUUGUAAACCCACAGUUCUCAUUAAUAAAAAUCAUACUGUAGCUGCAGGCUAAUCAAA
Paralichthys olivaceus (Japanese flounder) is the source of this 1375-nucleotide messenger RNA. NCBI's taxonomy places the organism in Eukaryota, Metazoa, Chordata, Actinopteri, Pleuronectiformes, Paralichthyidae. The record is from RefSeq and is a predicted model, not a curated record.